This is a messenger RNA of Nothobranchius furzeri (turquoise killifish), 3407 nucleotides long. The record is from RefSeq and is a predicted model, not a curated record. Lineage: Eukaryota; Metazoa; Chordata; Actinopteri; Cyprinodontiformes; Nothobranchiidae.
GUGUAGCGCCUAUGAAUCGUUUAUACGGCGUCUUUGUUCACUGUUUAAGGAUGAAUAAAGUAUUCCUUUCCUCGCAAUAUUAAAAAAAAGCAAAAUCCAUAACAGAAAAACUAUGUAUCGUGUCUUAUAAAUAUAUUCUUAAAUGGCGCUAGGUAAUAUACAAGCGCCCCAGUGGCCUAAUGGAUAAGGCACUGGCCUCCUAAGCCAGGGAUUGUGGGUUCGAGUCCCAUCUGGGGUGGAGAACACUUUUCGUUUUUCCAUGGAGCACGCUGGUAAAUCAAUCUCUUCUUGUACAAUUAUUAUUUGAUGCAAAGUAAUGAAAAUAUACUGGCUGUUCACCGUUUUUGAUCUCCGUCGUGUUUAUUACAGCAAAAUCCAAUAUUUCCUUCUGCACCUCGAAAGUCAGCUGUUAUGUGGAAACAGAGCUCAGUUUUUUUCCAUCUUCUGCUGUGCUGUUUUAGCCUAGUGAACUAGACCAAAUUCUUGCUUUGCAAAGUUUAAUAAUACAUUUAUUUAGUCUGGCUCGCCAGGCUAGUGCUGUUUGGCUGCAUCGGUGCAACCUGUGGAAGACAUUUAUCAAAGAGAACAUUUAUCAAAAUGAAAACCUACCGUGAGUACUGUUUCCGGUUCAUUUUCACUUAUAUGAAAUUACUACAGAUACAUAUGUAUAAAAGCCUAUAUUAAUCUCGUACUUGUUUUUUAAUUUUAUGUCCACAAAUGUGUACUGAAUAAGGUGAACCUUGAAUGCUGUUAAAUCUAGCUUCAAAUAAAUAUACUUCAAAUCCAUACAAUUAAAAUUCUGUGAAUUUAUAAAUAAAAUUGUGUGACUAAAUUAUGAAUAAUAUCACAUACUCUAAAAUGCGUAUCAAGUCAAGGUGUAUCUUCCAUAUAGAAUAUUCUGUUGGUGUGGUGACCUUAUCUUACAUAAUGCAUGCUAUCUAACCUCAUCUGUGUCACCCUGUCCAUCCUCCCACAAUGGUGGAGCUCCAAGAGGCCACUGUGUACUGGAAUGCUACCCAAAAAAGUUUUAUCCUAAAGAAGGGGCUGAUGGAGAGAGAAGGGGUAUAUGGUUACUUUAAUGACACUCUGCUCCUCUCUAGUUGGGGCGUCUUGGCGAUCAAAGCAGGUUUUGGAGAGACUGCUCAGGAUGAUGUAGCCACUUUCUAUCUGGCUGACUACCUGGAAGGUUACCUCACUGCAGGACAGACAUUCAGUCAUUUUGCCAACAUGCACCCUCAGCUGAUAAAGGACGAAACGGUUUUAAAUCCCUUGAAAAACUUUCUGAGUAAGCAGGAGGAAUGGGCCAGAGUGAAACUAAGGAGAAACAGUGACUCCUUGUGGAGACACCUGGGACUGAUUUUGGCCCAGCUGGAUGGACUUCAUGCUGGAGCACAGUGGGCCAAAAGCAAGCACAGGGAGCAUCUUUCAUUGUUUGCAGUCCAGUUCCUGAGUGGUGUUGGUGACCUCCUGGACCUAGUCCCAGCUCUGACGCCUCGCUCCAACUCCUCCAUGGGGACCUUUAGGAUGCCAGGAAUGGGCCACUGCACCGCUCUCAUAAAGAUGCUGCCAGGCUUUGAGAACCUGCUGUUGGGCCAGUCCAGCUGGUACUCUUAUGCAGCCACCAAUCAGAUCUACAAACACUGGGACUUCAGGAUUUCUGACGCAGUCACUGGAAGGAUGUCAUUCAGCAGCUACCCUGCUGCACACACUCAAAACUGCUGCGUAAGGCGGUGGGCGAUAUGCAUGCAUACCUUCAGUGACCUUGUUUAUGGCUGGAGAGGUGGUGAGAGUGGAUAUCUGCUGAGGAAAGUCUCAGACUGCUCCUUUUAUACCCAGCCGGUGAUUGGAGCUGAAUGGCUGCAGCUGGGCAGCUCUCCGACACCGCCCACCUGCAGGAAAGAGAUAACAGCAGAUGUCUUAUUUAAACCAAGGCAAAGAGCUUUUACUGGCAUUAUGCUUUAUAGCUGGAUGCCUCGUGUUAUCCUGAGCCCUAAUCUUAGCCUGACCACCCCCUUCACCCUCAAAGGACUUACCGUGUCUGGUGAAGGUGCGUUCUCAGUUGAAGGCAUACAGUUCACGUGGCAUUAUCACUGUAGAUUUCCAAAGCUCAAAAUCCCUUUCUGUAUCUUUGGUGAUUUCAUAUUUGGCCAGGAUCACAUCUUUAACCUUCUCAUAAACACAAGAAUCAAUGUCCGUAAGCACAUAUGCACUUCGUGCUUUGCCUGUAAUGUUCAGUAUCAUCCUCUGGAGAAAGGGUGGCAUCUGCUCAUCAAUUCGACCUCUGUCACCAUUAAGGUCAUCAGAAACAUCGGAAUCAUCUUGAUGCUCAGACCUGAUGUCAAAGUCACCCCUCAGUUCCUUAACUUGGGUCUGCAGCAAAUUAUGUUGCAUACAUUUCCACCGCUGCUCCUGGCGUGCUUUACCAACUCCUCAUCUCUGGAAGCCUGGGAACGGAUGAGACUUAACCUGGCCUACUUCUACAUUCCCCACACACCUCACCUCUUCUCAGUGAAGACAUCAGCUUUUAUACAUCUCCCUAAUUGGGAUAAACCAUCACCUAAAACCUCAACACUAAAUAUCCACACGCCCUCGAGGACUAUUUUGCUCACACCUGCUGGGAGGAAACAGGAAAGUUAUAAGUAUAAGAUCAGUAGGUCUGUCCAGUAUUUAGGCGUGGCAGUGAUCCACUGUCACAAGGAGGGGCUGGGGACCAUGAGGACACAGAACAUGACAACAGGUUACUGGCCGUGUUACAACAUUUCCUUUCACGGUGAGAUCUACAAACUGAGUGGAUACAACGUGAUGUGGAAGAGAUUUGGAGAAGACUUUUCCUAUGACCUCUGUCCACGAGCGAAAAUCCUCCACAGGGAUCAGGCCAAGGUGUCAAACCUCAGCUCGCUCAAACACCUGAUGAGGUCCAACAACUGUAAAAGAGAUCCGUACUCCAAGGGCCAUCCAUGUAAAACCAUCUGUUGCCGUGACGACCUGAGACCAAGGAGACCACACCCCGGUGCUAUGACUCAAAGGUCAGACUCUAAAACAAAAGUGACAGACUAUCAGAUGGCUCUGCAGCUUGUUGCUGAGGCAAUAAGCGGUCCUACAACCUGGGGGCUGAACCCAUUCUCAUGGCAACCCUUCAAUCUUACAACCCAUUGGGGUCUCCCACACACCUACAGGUUUUCUUUUGUCAACAUGAGGCCUGCUCUGAGUCAACCAUGAGAGCAAAGACACAUCACAUCUGUUUAAAUCUUUAACAUGAUUACUCAGCCCAGCAUUAAUCAUAGUUCAUUUUGUCCAGAUGUCUAAUUAAGUUGGUUAAAAUAUGGCGUUAUAAUCUAAUUCAAAUGCAAUCAUAGCGCUGUACGAUUGAAGAGAGACGUUAGGGGGAGCUUUGCACCAGAGCUGCG